Molecule: messenger RNA, 2853 nt
Organism: Mucor mucedo
Lineage: Eukaryota; Fungi; Mucoromycota; Mucoromycetes; Mucorales; Mucoraceae
Product: SIT4 phosphatase-associated protein-domain-containing protein
Exons: 9
Coding region: 121-2658 (845 amino acids)
Cellular component (GO): nucleus; cytosol
Molecular function (GO): protein phosphatase binding; protein phosphatase regulator activity
Source: RefSeq, a predicted model, not a curated record
CAUAUAUAUUAUUUUUUUUUUCCCUCCCUUUUUCUUUUGGAUAAAAAUCAACAGAAAGGAGAAAGAGUGUGUGUGAGAGAGAGAGAAUUGGAAAUAUAACGAAAGAAAAGAAAUUACAACAUGUUUUGGCGAUUUGGAUUUAACAAUUCGACUUUGGAUACUCUAUUAGACAGAGAAGAUGUAACACUGGAAGAAGUCAUGGAGGAGGAGGAUUUACUUCAAGAAGCGAAAUCACUCAACCAAAAACUCGUUCUAUUUUUAAGUCAGCCCGAAAACGUAAAGACCUUAUUAAACUACAUUACAGCUACAGAUUUAGAUGAAACAAAACGAUUCAAGUAUCCUUUUCUUGCGAGUGAAAUCAUUGCUUGUGAGAUUCAACAAAUGAUUGACGCUAUUGUGAUUGAACACAAGGAAGAACUUUUAGUACCAUUUUGGUCUUAUUUGGAUCGACCUGCGUAUCCUAAAAGACGUGCGUCGGAUACUUUAGAUGAGAAAAAACAAGAGAUUGGUUUAGAUUCAUUACAAGCUUCUUACUUUUGCAAAACCAUCGGUGUCUUGUUAUCAAAAUACCCUAUCGAGAUGAUGACAUUUAUUCAAUCAGACCCUGAAAACUUGAACAAAAUAUUGUCUCAUUUACAAACUUCUGCUAUUAUGGAUUUACUAUUAACGUUGGUUCGUAUGGAAGAAUUGCCAGAAGGAAAAGGUGUUGUCAAGUGGUUAAGUGAUCAUGGCUUACUUGAAAAUUUAGUAGAAAGGCUCGAUCCUUAUCUGGAUAGUGAGGAGCACUCCAUUGCCCAACAAUGUAUUUGUGAAAUCAUUCGCAUGUCACAAACUAGUCUACCUGAAUCACCCAGUAUUGGCAUCAAUGAAUUAAUCAUCGAAUUAAAGAGUGAAUCCACCAUGCAAAAGUUGGCUAAAUUCAUGCUCGAUCCUGAUGCGCCUAAUGCAACUUCCACCUUGAUUAACGGCGUUUCCAUCAUCAUUGAUAUCAUUCGACAUAAUAAUAGUGAUUUGGAAAGUGAUCCAUCGGGCGCAGGUUUAUAUGAAUACCAGCAACAACAACAGCAACAACAGCAGCAGAUUCGAAAUGCAUCAGUAUCUUUAGCCGAUAUGUUAAAAGUCAUGGGAGAUCAUGUUGCCGAAUUCACCCAUUUAUUAUUAAAACCUCGAUCCGUCAAUGGACCUAUUCGUACCACGUUAGGCGAAUUAGAACCAUUAGGAUUUGAACGAUUAAAGAUUUGUGAACUCUUUGCUGAAUUGUUACAUUGUUCCAACAUGUCCAAUUUAAAUCAUUUCUCCAUGACAAUGACAGAGGAAGCUCAAUUAAACACAGAGGAAGAGAAAAAACCUGCACAAGAGGACAGGAAGGAGGAGGAGGAGGAACUUUCGGUGGGUGAUUAUCUUAAAUCGAAAUUUGUGAAUAAUAAGGCCAUGCCAAUCUGUGUUGAUUUAUUCUUUUCAUUCCCUUGGAACAACUUUUUGCAUUAUGUUAUCUACGAUAUGCUUCAUCAAGUAUUUAAUGGACGUAUGGAUGUUGGUUUAAAUCGCAGUCUUGCUAUUUCUAUUCUCAAAGAUGGUAAAUUAACCGAUAAAAUCGUACAAGCACAAAAAUCCAACGAUCUUGAAUGUGCUAAACCAAAGGGAAUGCGUGCUGGAUACAUGGGUCAUUUAACAUUUAUCUCUGACGAAAUUAUGAAAUUAUUUGAAGGAUACCCUGAAACCAUUGUAUUAGCUAUUAAGGACGACAUUGAUUUAGAAGGUUGGUACGCUUAUUGCAACGGCGAAUUAAAAGAGACAAAGGAUAGAGAUCAGUUGCCUUUGGGUGGACUACGACCCAAUGAUGAAAUGGACGUACCUCAAAGCGAUGAAGAGGACGAUGAUGAUGCACUGGAAGGUGUUGCAGCCAGUCAAUACUCUCGUUUCUUGGCUCAACGUGGUGAGGAAGGUACGUUUGAUGACGAGGAUGAAGAUGAAAAUGAUCAUUGGAUUACAGGUCGAGAUGAUUUCGGUCGAGAUUAUAAUUAUAACAAUGGUACUUUUACCACAGCAACAAACGAUAAGAAUGGAUCACGGGAGACACAAGAAGCUGCCGCUGGUGGUGGUGGUGAGGAGGAGGAGGAGGAGGAUUAUGAUGAGGAUGAGGAUGAGAAUAAUCAUGUGACACCAGAUUGGACACGCAACUUUUCGAAAUUCGCACAACCCACGACAACACUUCGUCGUAUUCCUAGUCAUACAAUGAAUAAUGAGGAUGAGGAGGAUUAUGACGGUGAGGAAUUUGAUCAUCUGGCAGAUCCUGAGGAAUUAGAAAGAAGAGCUGCGUUUCGAAGAGCUCCUUAUAAGGUAGUCGGGAGCGAUCACAAUAAAAAAGAAAGUGACGAUGACGGAGAUGACGAUGAAUUUGGUGAUUUUGAGAGCGCAACCGAUGAUGGAGGACAUUCACAACAAGAUGUAUUGUCUAGUCCAAUGGAAAGUUUAAAUGUAAAUAAAUCCUCUUCUUUGUCACCAACAACGGCAACAGCAGCAACAGCUGCAACAACAACAACGCAGGAUGAUGGUCACCUAGUAAGAGCCGUAAAGACAAAGGAAGAAGAAGAAUAUCUGAAACAAAAGAAAGAUUAUCAACAUGAUGUGGAUGAAGAACAAGAAGGUGAAGUCUAACACUUUUUGCACACAUCUAAUUCCUGUUUUUUUUUUCUUAUACUCUUUUUUUUUUUUCGUAUUAUUAUCUCCCCCCCCCCCUCUCUGACACACACACACUUGUUUAUUAUCACUUUUUUUUUAAUCUUUUUAUUAUAUCACCAUUUUUUUUUUUAAGAAUAAUAUAAUGUUUGUAAUUCUUUUUUUUAAAAAAAU